Octodon degus (degu) is the source of this 1717-nucleotide messenger RNA. RefSeq names its product small integral membrane protein 3 (gene Smim3). The transcript has 2 exons. Lineage: Eukaryota; Metazoa; Chordata; Mammalia; Rodentia; Octodontidae. The coding region runs from base 418 to 600 and encodes 60 amino acids. The record is from RefSeq and is a predicted model, not a curated record.
GCGCGGAGCUGGAAGGGAGCCCGGGACUCCGCGCUCUCUUUUUCCUCAAAGUUCCUUUCUUCUCUACAGCUGGCCGGGAGGUCUCGGAGGGGCUGGAAGGUUUGCGCGGCCGGGAGCCGGGGACACAGGCUUCCGGGCCCCAGCAGACGCGCAGCCCCGGCCCGUGGAGCAACGCGCGGGGUGCCGGUCCCCUCGUUCAGCCGGCUCCUGCGCGCCCAGGAGCUCGGGGGAGCCCGGGGGGCCCGGCACGUUCUAGGCGCCCGCUGGGGCACAUUCCCAGGCCGGGGGCCGUUUCCGGCGGCGGAUCCUGGACCCGCCGGUGGAGCGGGUGAAGCGCCGCCAACUUUCCGCGACCCACCUCGGACCCAGUGCGACGGCGGGCUCAAGGGCUGUACCGCGGCUCUGGGAGUGGGCAGCAUGGAUGCUAUCAGCCAAUCCCCUGUGGACACUGUGCUUCCCAAGCACAUCUUGGAUAUCUGGGUGAUUGUCCUCAUCAUCCUGGCCACCAUUGUCAUUAUGACCUCCUUGUUGCUGUGCCCAGCCACUGCCGUUAUCAUCUAUCGCAUGCGGACUCACCCAGCCCUCAGUGGGGGCGUCUGAAAGCCACUCAAGAGUCAGGCUGGGGAUGAGGACAUGCAUCCUUCUCCCAGCCUGUUGGUGGAAAAAGAGUGGGGUGGACUUUGGAGGAAGAUCUACAUACUACUUUUGAUUCUCCAGCUGGCCGACUGUGUGGCUCUGGUCUAGUGACCUAACUCUGAGUUCAGGUUCCUUAUCUUUCAGUUAGGGAUCACACUCUCCACCCUUCCUACCUCAUACGGCUGUGGGAACAAGUGACUCAGUGAAAGUGGAAGCUGUUUGUGAGCUGUAAGGACACCACUGAUGUUCAGGUGCUGACACUGUGCUGAGAAGUUUUAAAGAAUCAAAGGACUUAAAAGCUGUUGAUGGCCUUAAAGUGGGUGAGGGGGAUACUGGGGACACAGCAGCUUUCCCAGUGUCCCUCGAAUGAAACCAGGUACAGUCACUGUCCUCCUUCCAAGGGUCCAGCAGCAUAGUGGCUCUUUUGAUUGCCACUCCUUCAAGUUUUCUCAGUUGACAAGGGAGGCCUGAGUUGGAUAGAAGAAUGGAGGUGGGGAGAACUUUCCAGAACUUUCUCUGUGCCAGUUUCUGCCCCUAUAUAAUCUAGAGGAGGGUGCCAUUGUUAUGUGAUAGUGAUAGGGGAGAUGGAGUGAUGGGCUUCUUCUUGCAUUGGAGUCUCAUGUCUCUGUAAACUUCAGCACUCAAGCAGUGUUGGACAAUGCAGGCUGGUCAAGUGUGGUGCCCAGCUCUCAGGACCUCCAGUCCCCCCCGCCCCUUAUGUGUUCCCGCACUAGUGAUGCUGUAUCACUGUUUCUCAGCUCCUGCUAUGUGAGCUUCAAAUGUACUGCCUUCCCUCCCCCUACUGGCACUGCAGCCAGUCCAAGGUACUUAUAUUUUAUGAGAUAUUCCCAAGGCAUUUGGAACCAAUUAAGUAAUGAUGGUAUUUUAGAUGCUAUGAUUUAUAUUUAUAUAGAGCUAUUUCCAGACCACCUAAGUGGUUUGAUUCCCAAAUCAGGGACAUCCUAGAAUUUAUUAAAUUAUGUUAGAGGAUAGCACAAAUAGUAGAAUAUGACUGUGUAAAAAUGUUUUCCUUGAUUUUAUUUCAUUGGUGUACACAACCAGUUUCCAAUAAAAUGUUAGA